Spea bombifrons (plains spadefoot toad) is the source of this 1315-nucleotide messenger RNA. RefSeq names its product gap junction beta-5 protein-like. Gene Ontology annotation, cellular component: connexin complex. NCBI's taxonomy places the organism in Eukaryota, Metazoa, Chordata, Amphibia, Anura, Pelobatidae. The record is from RefSeq and is a predicted model, not a curated record. The transcript has a single exon. Bases 217 to 1056 code for a protein of 279 amino acids. Gene Ontology annotation, biological process: cell communication.
UGUUUAUUCAGUACCGAAGUUAAUGGUUUUGUGCUGACCUUAGGUAUAUCAUUAAGGUAAAAAGAGAAAUAAAUUAAACAUAAUUAUUCCCUUGCGCACUUUAUCAGACUUUAGUCAUAACUUAUUUAUAAUCUGCAUUGAAAUAGUAAUAGAAAUAAUUAAUCAAUUCUUAUGUAUAUUUCAGACAGACUCCUAGGUGGAUGAAAAAGAGCAGCAAUGAACUGGGGUGUCUAUGAAGCCCUGCUGACAGGAGUUAAUAAGUACUCUACUGAAUUUGGGAGACUUUGGCUUUCCAUUGUCUUCAUUUUUCGAGUCCUGGUAUAUGCAGUGUCAGCAACUCGUGUCUGGGGUGAUGACCAAAGAGAUUUUGACUGCAAUACUCGCCAGCCAGGAUGUACCAACGUCUGUUAUGACUACUACUUCCCUGUUUCUCACAUUCGACUUUGGGCACUGCAGCUCAUCUUGGUUACAUGUCCUUCUCUGAUGGUUGUUAUGCACGUUGCCUACAGAGAAAAUCGAGAGAGGAAGCGUAAAGAGAAACUUGGGGAAAACUGUGAUAGACUUUACAAGGAUAUUGGCAAAAAGAGAGGAGGACUAUGGUGGACAUACCUCCUUAGUCUCUUGGUCAAGGCUACGGUAGACAGCACAUUUAUAUAUGUCUUUUAUCGGCUGUAUGAUAACUUUUUCCUGCCUAGAUUGGUGAAAUGUCCUCUUGCCCCUUGUCCUAACAUUGUGGACUGUUUUAUAUCUAGGCCUUCUGAAAAAAACAUCUUCACCCUUUUUAUUAUUGUGACUUCUGCAAUAUGCAUAAUUUUGAACUUAGUGGAAGCAACCUACCUUAUUGGGAAAAAGUGCAAAGAAAACAUCCAUGGAAGUAAACAGAAAAGUUUUCACGAAAGAAUUGAAACAACAGCUCUCACUAGUUGCUCUGUUCACAGGGAAAAUAAAGAUUCCAAAAGAGCAGGAGAUACUCAUAAUGAAGUAGACUGUAAGACGUUGACCACCAAAGUUAGCACUACAUCUUGCAAGAAGACAAAAGAAAAAAAUGAUGAGUGACAUUUCCAUUGCUGUUGUGUCAGAGAAACACACCUGACUGUAAAUAUUUAAUGCAAAUUCAUUUCAAGUAUGUUCUUAUGCCAUUCACAAGUCAAUCCCAAGUAACAUUUUAGGACAUCCGAAACAAAUCCCCAAGGAUGGCAACACAACAAAUUUUCAGAGAAAGAAACACAUUGUAUACUAAUACCGUGCGUGAUUUCAAUUUAAACUUGGGUUUUCCUUUAAGACUUAUGUGGUCUUGUAGAUUUUUGGCAGACUA